This is a messenger RNA of Grammomys surdaster, 1377 nucleotides long. RefSeq names its product kelch repeat and BTB domain containing 13 (gene Kbtbd13). Lineage: Eukaryota; Metazoa; Chordata; Mammalia; Rodentia; Muridae. The transcript has a single exon. The coding region runs from base 1 to 1377 and encodes 458 amino acids. The record is from RefSeq and is a predicted model, not a curated record. Gene Ontology annotation, molecular function: protein binding.
AUGCCCCCAGACCCUGAGGUCCCGGUGCAGGUGUGGGUGGAUGGUCAACUCUUCCAGGCGGAGCAGUCGCUGCUGGUGGAGCACUGCGGCUUCUUCCGCGGGCUUUUCCGCUCUGGCAUGCGGGAGGCGCGCGCCGCCGAGGUGCGCCUGGGCGCGCUGAGCGCUACGGGCUUCCGCACAGCUCUGCGGGUGCUCCGCGGAGAGAGGCCGGCGCUGGCGGCCGAUGACGAGCUGCUGCAGGCUGUGGAGUGCGCCGCGUUCCUGCAGGCGCCCGCGCUCGCACGCUUCCUGGAGCACAGCGUCACGUCGGACAACUGCUCAUUGCUGUGCGACGCGGCCGCCGCCUUCGGCCUGCACGACGUGCUCCACAGCGCUGCGCUCUUCAUCCGCGACGGAUCGCACGAGCUGGUGGCACAGCUGGAGCUGCCCGAGGCCCGAGCCUACGUGGCGGCGCUGCGACCCAGCACCUACGUGGCGGUGAGCACGCACACGCCCACACCCGGCUUUCUAGAGGAUGCGUCGCGCACCAUGUGCUUCCUGGACGAGGAGGACGACGCGUGGCGCACGCUGGCCGCGCUGCCCCUAGAGGCCAGCACGCUUCUGGCGGGUGUGGCCACCCUGGGCAACAAGCUGUACAUCGUGGGUGGCGUGUGUGGCGCCAGCAAGGAAGUAGUAGAGCUGGGCUUCUGUUACGACCCGGAAGGUGGCACCUGGUGCGAGUUCCCCAGCCCGCACCAACCGCGCUAUGAUAUGGCGCUGGCUGGCUUCGAAGGCCGCCUCUAUGCCAUCGGUGGCGAAUUCCAGAGGACACCCAUAAGCUCCGUGGAGUGCUAUGACCCGGCCACAGGUUGCUGGAGUUUCGUGGCGGACUUGCCACAGCCAGCUACAGGGGUUCCCUGCGCCCAGGCGCGUGGCCGCCUCUUCGUGUGCCUGUGGAGGCCGGCAGAUGUCACUGCUGUCGUGGAGUACGUGGUACAGAUGGACAAGUGGCUGCCGGUGGCUGAACUGUGUCGUUCGCAGAGCUACGGUCACUUUAUGGUGGCCCAUCGUGACAGCCUCUAUGUAGUACGGAAUGGACCUUCCGAUGACUUCCUGCACUGUGCCAUCGAUUGCCUCAACCUGGUCACAGGACAGUGGACAUCGCUACCUGGCCAAUUUGUCAACAGCAAGGGAGCACUCUUCACGUCUGUAGUGCGUGGGGACACCGUUUAUACCGUCAACCGUGUAUCCACGUUAGUCUAUGCCAUUGAAGAUGGCACCUGGAGGCUGCUCAGGGAAAAGGCUGGGUUUCCUCGGCCUGGCUCUUUACAGACUUUUCUUCUGCGACUGCCUCCUGGCACUACUGGACCUGUGGCCACCGCGCUGCCAGAGUUGUGA